This is a messenger RNA of Silurus meridionalis, 3071 nucleotides long. RefSeq names its product purine-rich element binding protein Aa (gene puraa). Gene Ontology annotation, molecular function: purine-rich negative regulatory element binding; DNA-binding transcription factor activity, RNA polymerase II-specific; RNA polymerase II transcription regulatory region sequence-specific DNA binding. NCBI's taxonomy places the organism in Eukaryota, Metazoa, Chordata, Actinopteri, Siluriformes, Siluridae. The transcript is spliced from 2 exons. Bases 229 to 1089 code for a protein of 286 amino acids. The record is from RefSeq and is a predicted model, not a curated record. Gene Ontology annotation, biological process: regulation of transcription by RNA polymerase II. Gene Ontology annotation, cellular component: nucleus.
CUCGCUGUUUGUCUCCACCGGCAGCGUGCUGACAUCAGACGGCCGCCGUACGGCGUGCAAGACUCGCGUGCGUCCGUCUCCGUGGCACGACUCGCUCUUUCGUUCCAUCUUGUGGAGCGGCGAAAAGGGAGACGCGCUAGUGUUCACGAGAUCUCGCGAGAGCGGCCGCGUGGCUGGCUGGCUGGCUGUGAGGUUGCAGCAGACGGAGGGAGAAGGCAGGCAGGCAUCAUGGCGGACAGAGACAGUGGAAGUGAGCAGGGAGGAGCGGCUACGGGCCCGGCUCUGAGCUCCAUGCACGCGGUCGCAGGAGGGGCGGGCUCGGCUUCCGGCCUGCAGCACGACACACAGGAGCUAGCGUCCAAGCGCGUCGACAUUCAGAACAAGCGCUUUUACCUAGACGUAAAGCAGAACGCGAAAGGCCGCUUCCUAAAGAUCGCUGAAGUGGGGGCCGGUGGCAACAAGAGCCGCCUGACGCUCUCCAUGUCGGUGGCCGUCGAGUUCCGAGACUACCUCGGGGACUUCAUCGAGCACUACGCGCAGCUGGGCCCCAGCAACCCGGACGCGUUGCAGGACGAGCCGAGACGGGCGCUCAAGAGCGAGUUCCUGGUGCGCGAGAAUCGGAAGUAUUACAUGGAUCUGAAGGAGAACCAGCGCGGCCGCUUCCUGCGGAUCCGACAGACGGUCAACCGGGGGCCUGGCUUGGGCUCGGCGCAGGGCCAGACCAUCGCGCUGCCGGCGCAGGGGCUCAUCGAGUUCCGCGACGCGCUCGCCAAACUUAUCGACGACUACGGCGUGGAGGACGAGCCUGCCGAGCUGCCCGAAGGCACGUCGCUCACUGUGGACAACAAGCGCUUCUUCUUCGACGUGGGCUCCAACAAGUACGGCGUUUUCAUGCGCGUGAGCGAGGUGAAGCCCACGUACCGCAACUCGAUCACGGUGCCCUACAAAGUGUGGGCCAAGUUCGGCAGCACGUUCUGUAAAUACGCCGAGGAGAUGAAAAAGAUCCAAGACAAGCAGCGGGAGAGGAGGGCGUGCGAGCAGCAGCAACAGCCGGCAGAGAUGCACCCGGACGACGGGGAUGAGGAUUGAUAAUGAGCGGAGGAUUGGGAGGGAGGAUAACAUGCAAAAAAAAAAAAGUCUAUAUAAAUAUAUAUAUUAUAUAUAAUAUAUAUAUAUAAAAUACGAUCAAAACAAAGCAAAACGAUGCGUAAAACGAAAAAAGAAAACUUUUUAGUGUACAAAUGAAAGAAACGUAAAAGAUGUAACGGUUUUAACUCCAAGGGGCAGUAAGUAUCCACAAACAUACAACAAACCUCCACAAGAUGACAGGUUCAACUCGUACUCCAUCACUGGAUGUGAUCCACUUACCCACCAUUAAUACAGUAAGCGGCUGCUAAACAGAGUAAUAACAUUAUGUAUGAACUGUGUUUCCUACUUGACUACAGAUAAAAGAACUGAGUGUUUAUUUCCCUUAUUAACCGAGAACUUUUAUACACGUCGGAUAUUAUAAAAACAAACAGAAAAAAGGUGUUUGCAAUGUUCAAAUGGAAAUAUUGCAGAAAAAAAGUCCUUUACGUGUAAGCUAAUAACUUCAGCACAAAUCAGAUGGUUUUAUUUUAUGUUCUCCUUUUUUUUAGAAAAAGAAAAAAACAAAAACUCAAUUUUAAAAUGAUUAUUAUGAGGCUGUCAUGGUAACCAUGCCACUCCUAUGUUCAAAAGCAUCACCUGAAGGCUAAUCGGGACCGCAAAGGUGACAAAAUAUCAGUAAGUGUGGUCACAGGGUUUAUCUCUGGCAAAGGUCGCGAGUGCUCGCUGUACGACAGAAUGCACUCGGGUUAUUAGAAGAUCCGGUCGAACAGUCACCGGUCCUCGUCAUAGAGACCUAUACACAAGAGGCAGCCUAUAGAGUAUGAUCCCAGUGUAUUUUUCUCUGUGUCAUGCAGAUGAGUAUACUAUGUACUUGUGUCUUGUUGUCACAAAAAGUGUUUAGACAAGUUAUUAAAGGUACUAUAAACAACAAAGAGCAGUGACAGCAGAAAGAGUAAAAAAGAUGGCCCCUGGAUGAAGGUGCAACGAAACAUGAAAAUGUUAACAUAAAAAAAUAUAUCUAUAUAGAGAGAGAGAGAGAGAGAGAGCGAGAGUAUAAUUUUGUGAGUCAACUGUAUAUCAGUGCUUACAGAGAAGAUAAUACCCCACGUUUUUAGUGGGGGAGUUAAAUAACAAUCUCUAGAAGGAUUUAAAUAUUAUAUCAGUCUACCAAUGAGAGUACGAGUGGCGCCAAGGAAUGCUGUUGUUGCAUGUUAACCUCUACACAGCUACAUUGAGGUGGAUUUUCUCGAUGUGUGUCCUCAAGGACCUUCUCUUUAGUGAUUUCAUAGACAGUGUCCUGUCAGUGAUGUUUGGUCACUUAGUUGACGACUGAUUUCCGUUCUACCUGUAAAUACAGUAUUGAAUCCUUGACUGUUUGAUCAUACAUGAACGACAGGUCCGGUGCAAUGAAAUCUCACUCUGUCUCUCUCAGGGGUCCUUUAGGACCUGUGUUGGGGAGAGCCCUAGUCCGGACACACGAAGGUCUGCGGUGAAGCUCGAUACCGUUGUCUGCGUUAGCGUUUUGAGAAAUGCAGCUGGACAAACUCGGAAUGGAGUCUGGUUUAUCUACAGACCUCUCUGAAUCGGUGCGCUUAUUUAAAAGAGGCACGUCGGAAAACAAUAUAAAAUUAUUCGCUCCCCAAGGAAAUUACGCACCAUCGGCAUUUUGCAUUUCUAUUUAUCUGUCCCAGUGAUCUUUUAAUCGAAGGUUGAGUCUUAGGUCAUUUUGAGUGCCCAUUCUGCAUGUUGACAUACUUCCUUCUGAAACAGGAACAGGAAGUCAGUCAUACGAUACGCCACUCUGCUGCCUCGAAAGUUGAACAACAAUUGGUGGAGGGUGUUUAAUCGCUGCCGUCACCCACUCUAUUUUACUCUUAAAAAUAACUAAGAUGAUCUGACUUGUUUAUGAAGGUGUGCCCUACAUGUUUAAGCUAAGGUUGAGCUGUUGCAGGGCCUUGAUGAGCAGCAGGAUUGUAGCUAAA